This is a messenger RNA of Anguilla anguilla (European eel), 3328 nucleotides long. RefSeq names its product inositol polyphosphate-5-phosphatase E (gene inpp5e). Gene Ontology annotation, molecular function: inositol-polyphosphate 5-phosphatase activity. The transcript has 11 exons. NCBI's taxonomy places the organism in Eukaryota, Metazoa, Chordata, Actinopteri, Anguilliformes, Anguillidae. Gene Ontology annotation, biological process: phosphatidylinositol dephosphorylation. Bases 391 to 2202 code for a protein of 603 amino acids. The record is from RefSeq and is a predicted model, not a curated record.
UCUUCCAGGUUAAAUCAUCUGUCGCCAUGCGCCGCGUUGCUAAGGAAGUGAUUCGUUCAGUGUCUCUUAUGGUAACUUGCUGUACAUAUUAACAGAUAACAUUUAAUCUGGACCGCAUAUCAUCUUGUCUUUAUCUGCUGUGGGAGCCUGUCCAUGAUAUGUGCAGGUCGGAGAAUGUACAUUCACUGCGCAAUACGGCGCCUCGAACAAUUUAAUUUUCAAACAAAACAAGAUGUGGGUAUGUGAAUAAUUGGCUGAAACUCUUCAAACUGUAAGCAAAACUUCUGGAGAUGAGAGACAAUAAUGAACCUGCUGAACAGUGUGUGAUCUCAGUCUGUGAACAAGACGUGGUCCUAAGGAACCACAGUCAGGUACUCUCCUGGCAGCCUGAUGGUGGAGCAGACUUUCUGCGAUGCAGAAAACUACACAUGUGCCUGUAGUGACACCCUGAGAUUCUCUGCUGAGGAGAUGGAGAAAGUCAGUCAUACAAGUCCGUGUUCAGCAGAGCAGCCGUUCCUACCCAAGCCUCCUGCCCAUAUGAAGGAUCAAACCAUCUCCUCUGCCAGACAGAGGAGGAGGAAUAAUAAGGCCAGUCAGGAGAGUCUGACUGACCACACAGGUACUGGGUCCUCCACAGACUCCCUCCAGGAUGAUAGCACAGGCCGGCCUGUCUUCAGUAGCACUGCCUCUCUCCAGAAUGAACAGAACGCUGUGGAUGGUCUUCUCAGGGACAGCCCCAGGGAUGUCACCUUCUCCAGAGGGCAGGAGGACCCUGAUCCCUGCAGUCUGGCCGGGCAGCACAUGAAGUCCACCAAGGUCUGUCUCUCUCCACUGCAGCCUUGUCCAUCCCCUGCUGUAGAGCCCUGCACUGCUUCCACGUCCUUAAGGACGGCUAAUGAGAUUGACGGGGAUUGUGAGGAUUAUGAGGCAGUGGCCAGAGGGGGUUUGGAGCGCCUGCACAGGAACUACUGUGACUGCCAGCUUUCGGAGACCAUGGUGUCUGACAACACCUCCCUCAACUCCAUGAAGUCCUCCUUCAGUGUACUCAACCCCAUUCGACCCAAGGAUGCAAGGAACAGAAGCUUCUUGGAGGGCAGUGUUCUGGGCCAUGGUGCAUUGCUUGGGGCGGGUGAGCUUGACCGAUACUUCCCUGAAAGAAGAGUUGGAGUCUAUAUUGUCACAUGGAACAUGCAAGGAGAGAAGGAACUUCCCUCUAACCUGGAUGACCUUUUGUUCCCCAUGGAUACUGAAGCUGCUCAGGAUUUAUACAUCAUAGGAGUCCAGGAGGGCUGUGCUGAUAGGAGAGAGUGGGAUAUUCGCCUGCAAGAAGCUCUGGGGCCAUAUUAUGUUAUGUUGUAUGCUGCUGUUCAUGGCGUACUAUAUCUAAGUGUCUUCAUUAGGAGAGACCUGAUCUGGUUCUGUUCAGAAGUGGAACAUGCUACGGUCACAACACGCAUAAUCUCGCAGAUCAAAACCAAGGGUGCAGUGGGAGUCAGCUUCACCUUCUUCGGCACUUCCUUCCUCUUCAUCACUUCCCACUUCACCUCUGGAGAUAGUAAAGUGUAUGAAAGGAUUCUAGACUACAACAAGAUAAUUGAAGCACUGACUCUUCCCAAAGUCAUUCCGGACACCAACCCUUACCGCUCCAUCACCUCGGAUGUGACGACCCGAUUUGAUGAGGUCUUCUGGUUUGGGGACUUUAAUUUCCGUCUCAGUAAAGACCGGGCAGCAGUUGAGGGCAUUAUGAAGGAGAACCUGGGGUCAGACAUGAGCCCCCUGCUUCAGCACGACCAGCUAUCCAAGGAAAUGAGGGAUGGUUCCAUCUUCAAAGGGUUCCAAGAAGCACCCAUACACUUCCUUCCGACAUACAAAUUUGACAUUGGCUUUGAUGUAUACGACACCACGUCAAAGCAGAGAACUCCUUCAUAUACAGACCGGAUACUGUACAGGAGUCGACAGAGGGAUGACAUCAAGGCAGUCAAGUAUGCCUGCUGUUCAUCCAUCAAGACAUCGGACCACCGGCCUGUAAUUGGCAUAUUUCAGGUCAAACUCCAACCAGGAAGGGACAACAUCCCUCUGGGGGCUGGUCAGUUUGACAGAGACUUGUUUCUGGAGGGAAUCCGGAGGAGAAUCACCCGGGAGCAGAAGUGGAAGGAGGCGAUGAAGAACCAGAAGAGCAGCAGCGUUUGUUCCAUCUCCUGAAUCAUGGGCACCAGAGGAACUGGAACAGAUUGGUUGAAGGCCUCUUUGUUUGACAGUGCAAAAAAAGUUGACUUUUACAUCAGGCCUGCAGACUCAGCAGAAUGCCAUUUAUUUUACAUUCCACAGAAAUCCAAGGAGAUGCCUUGGUUCAGCUUCCAAUGACUUCUCUUUGAAGGUUAUUCCACAUUAACCAAAUAUUUCUUAUGUAUGUAUAAUACUCUAUUUUUGUUUAUUUAUCCAGCUGUUGGUGUAUAGGCUGUGUGUGGGAAAUCUCUUUGCAUCUUGAGCUUUUUAUUAGAUUUCAUCACUAUGAUUAUUCUGUUACAUGACCUAACAUGUAACAGACAAGUUCAAUAGGUUAACAGACAAGUUCUGCUUUACUUGUGCAAGAUCAUACACGGUAAGCCCAGACUAAUAAUCUGUUGAUGUUGAUCUGAGCUGGUCCUCCUUUGUGUAGUUUCAUACUGAGUAAGGAAAGUGUUGAUGGAAAAGGAGCCGUUAUCAUGUUUUGUGUUGCCUUAAAACAUAGCCUUCAGCUGAGAUUCAGCAUAAGAACGUGUAUUAAAGCCUGCAUCAAUGCUUAUGCCUUUGAUUAACAAAUGGAAAAGAAAACUUGAAGUAACAUUCUGCUCUGAUGACCUUGGGGGAUUUGUAGGAAUAGCUGAAUUGUGAAGUGCUGUAAAAACCUUGAGAGUAAAAUUCCUUUCUUUACUUCUUCACUUGGGACCUAUUGGGCGAAGAAACUAAACAACGUAUUUGUCAAUGCUGAUAGAGCUGAAACUACAACCUGAAUCCUGGGCAUAACGUCACACUGCAAACUAACUGUUGUGGAAGCUAUGACUUUGUAUUCUGCUGCAAUUGUACCUGUGAGCAUUUGAUUCUCAACUGUUCCUCACUUUGUGUGCAGACACAUUGAUAAAGGGGAGCCUUUUUUCCAUUGUCCUUUUCUUUUGCAUUUAAAUGACAACUCUCACAUCCUUCAAAAUCCAAGAUGAAUGGCUGCAUAAAAUUACUUUAUGGAGAAUUUUGAGGUCAAAACAAUACGGCAUGUACAGAGUAUGUAAACAUGUUUUUAAGGAAUUAUGACUCUGAAAGUCUGAAUAAAACAUUUCAUUUUAUAAACUUA